Molecule: messenger RNA, 2209 nt
Organism: Lingula anatina
Lineage: Eukaryota; Metazoa; Brachiopoda; Lingulata; Lingulida; Lingulidae
Biological process (GO): DNA repair
Molecular function (GO): double-stranded DNA binding; polynucleotide 3'-phosphatase activity; protein binding
Source: RefSeq, a predicted model, not a curated record
AUGUGGAGCUUAGGGAGGGCGGUAGACCGCAGCUUACCUUCUUUUCUCUUCUCAUUUCGAUCAUACAGCACAGCGAAUCGUUUGAAAUACAGGUACAGCACAGCAAUGGCAUCUAAAUGUUAUUUGGUCUGCAAACAGAGCUCACAUGAACCAGUACCCCUGCCAGACAAAGUCCCAGUCAGUAUUGGAAGGGGUCCUGUGAUGAAGAUUAAAGACACCAAGUGCUCUCGUAACCAGCUUGAGUUAACAGCAGAUCACAGUAAAUCUGUAGUGAAAGUAAAGCAGAUAGGUCCCAACCCAUCAUCCAUAGGAGAAAAUGAAGACAUCUUAGCCAAGAAUGAAGAAGCUGUCAUACGUGAUGGGGAUAUUUUACAUGUUAUCAAAGGAAAAUAUCCACAUUUCAUCAAAUUUGAAGGAGGGGACUCUACAAAGAGUGGGUUGAAUGAACAAGAAAAUGCUAAGAUUGAAAAACAGACAAAUAAGAAAAGUAAAAGUAUUGCAGACUAUUUUUCAAAGGACAAAUCUGAUGGCUCAAAUGUUACCAGAAAAAGAAAGCUUGAUGAGGGUGGUUCUUAUGAGGGCUGUAAACGACUAAAAUCUGACGAUUCAGAAACUGUUUCCACAAAAGACAAUGAAAAUGUUACUUCUCAUAAUGACCUAAGUGAUGAGGAUGAUGAUGAAGAAAAAGAAAUCAAAAAGAAACUUCAAAUGAUGAAGGAAACGUUUCAGAAAAUGAGCUCACCAGAUCCUUCCGUCAGUGCCAGUUUAAAUUCGGGACCAGUUCCAUUGGGCUUCGGUAGCCAUGACAACCAGAAACAUGGAAAAGCAACAUCUGAGGCGAGAUGGGAAAGUAAAGAGAAGUUGAUGAUCUACACAGGCAAAGGGGUCCGACCCAGCUCUAAGAUUGCUGGGUUUGAUUUAGAUGGAACCAUCAUAACAACAAAUUCUGGCAGAGUUUUCCCCAUCAAUAUUGGUGACUGGAAGAUACUCUAUCCAGAAGUGCCUGGGAAGUUAAAGAAGUUGCUGGCUGAUGGCUUCAAAGUUGUCUUCUUUACCAACCAGUCAGGGAUAAGCAAAGGAAAGAUGACAGAACAGGAGUUUCAGAGAAAAGUGGAAAAUAUAACCAGUAAACUGAAUAUCCCAGUACAGGUGUUUGUGUCAACAGGCUCAGGGUUGUAUAGAAAACCAAGCUUGGGUGUGUGGAAUGUUUUACUUAGUGAGAAUAAUGAUGGUAUUGAAGUGGACCCCAAGCAAUCAUUUUAUGUUGGAGAUGCAGCAGGAAGACCAGAGAACAAAGAUAAAAAGAAGAAAAAAGAUUUUUCAUGUGGCGACAGACUAUUUGCCUUGAACAUUGGGAUCAGGUUUUAUACACCAGAGGAGUAUUUCUUGGGACAUAAACCAGCUCCCUUUAACAUGCCAGAAUUUGAUCCGAGAGAUUUAAAAUCUGAUGUGACACUUCUCACUCCAUCCACUGCUAACAUAACAUUUGGUAAACAAGAUAUGGUUGGGGUGCCAGCAUGUGGAAAAUCAACAUUUGUGAAGCAGUAUCUGGUGCCGGAAGACUAUAUCCAUGUAAACAGAGACACCCUGGGCACGUGGCAGAAAUGUGUGCAGGUUUGUGAGAAGUCACUGAAGGAAGGAAAGAGCGUAGCAGUGGACAACACAAACCCAGACAAGGAAACACGUAAGAGGUACGUGGACUGUGCAAAGAAGGCUGGGGUCCCUUGUAGGUGCUUUGUAUUCACUGCAUCUUUCAACCAUUGCAGGCAUAACGAAAGGUUCCGAGAACUCACUGACAGCAAGCAUCAACACAUCAAUGAUAUGGUGUUUAAUUCUUUCAAGAGCAAAUUCCAGGAGCCGAUUAAGGAAGAAGGUUUCAGUGAGAUUGUUAAAGUUAACUUUGUACCCAAGUUUAAGAAUAAACACCAAGAAAAAAAGUACAAGCAGUUUUUAUUGGAAAAAUAGAGCCUUGUCAAAUGAAGAAAUAAGGGGAACUGAUGUUGAAGAUGACGUCACAGUUUUGUCAGGAAAUUUUUAAAGUCACUGUAACUUAAUAUUAAUUCAGUAUCAGAUUUUUUAAAAGGACAAUUAACUGAUCUCUUUCAAAUGGCAUAUUUGUAAUUUCAUAUUUUGAUGCAAUAAAUAUAUUGAUACAUUGAUAAAUAAAUAUUGAUACUAUACUCUGACAAUUCAUCCACCGAAUAAAUGA